UUCAGUCCCUGAAUGCAGCUGGAGUAGCCUUGCCAAUCUAGACCCGGAACCCGUGUACACACACAUACACGUACACGCGCGCACACACGCGCGCACACAUGCACACGCGCUGGCACACACGCACUUCGGUUCUUCUCCCCCCUCCCCCCGGGGACACAGCUGAGACCUUUAUCUACCUGAAGUGGAUGCCCCGGCGGGACACUUCUUCACUUGUUCCAGAGGGCACAAGAAUAUCGGAACACGGAAGGCUCUCUGUCCAGUCUGCAACCUCACGCCUUUUACCACCGCCGCCGCUUAAAGUGUCCAGGGUGGAGAAGGCUUCUCCAGGACGGAUGCUCCUCAGCCGUGGGACUUCCUCCAGCUGGCUCACUCCAGUCUUUACCUCGGUCCUCUGUUCCUUCCUUUCCUCUCCCUCUGCGGGGUGGAAGGCUCAGGCUCCUCCAGGGCUGCAACCGCCGCAACUGUCUUUGCGAGCACAUCCCACCCAGAAGACCGAACACUGCCGGAGUGCCCGGAGCUGGGCGAAACCCUAACUUGCCUGCCUGCUCGGUCGCUCUCCCUAAGACUCUCCAUCCUCCGGGCCGAGGACUGGUGCGAGAGCCGCCGCAAUCAGCCUGGGAGAGUGCAGCGCCCGGGAGGACGCAAGAGCCGCAGGCGCACAGGGGCGGGGGCAGCCUAUGCCCGGGCACCCGGUGCCAGUCCGACGAGUAGCGUGCACCCUGCGAGCGGCAAGCUCCCCAAGUUGGGCGCGUCCCAGAGCUGGUUGCCCCGCGAAUCACAGCUGGUGUCCGGAGAGAGGCGGGGCUGCUGGGGGUCGUCGCGGCCGUCGCCAGCCACCAGAGCUUGUCUCUAGAGAACCCGGGCUGGCCUCCCUAGGGUCCCAGCCGGCGUUGCGCCCUCCGCCCGCGUGCGCUCUCCGAUGACUGCGCUGGCGGUGGCCCGGGUGGCCCGCCCGCUGGGGGUGUCGGAGGGGGCGGGGGAAGAGGAGGAGGCGGUGUGAUGAUGGCCCUGGACGGCGAGAGGGGGGAGCAAGAGGAGGAGAAGAAAAAGAAGAAGAAGAAAAAGAAGAGGAAGAAGAAGGAGGAGGAGGGGGCCGAGAAGAGCAGCUCACCCUUUGCAGCUACCAUGGGAGAAGACGACGCCGCGCUCCGGGCAAGCGGCAGGGGGCUCUCGGACCCGUGGACUGACUCGGUGGGAGUGAGACCCCGCACCACGGAGCGCCACAUCGCGGUACACAAGCGGCUUGUGCUGGCCUUUGCCGUGUCCAUCGUGGCACUAUUGGCGGUCACCAUGCUGGCCGUACUGCUCAGCCUGCGCUUCGACGAGUGUGGAGCCAGCGCGGCGGUGCCGGGCUCCGACGGUGGCCCCGGGGGCUUCCCUGAGCGCGGCGGCGGCAACGGCAGCCACCCAGGAUCUGCCCGGCGCAACCACCACUCUGGUGGGGAAUCCUCGCAGCGCGAGACCGGGGAGGUGGACACCCCCGGGACCCCGUCUGCCCUGCCGCCGUCGGAGGAAGAGUCAGAGCAGUGGCAGCCUUGGACGCAGUUGCGCCUAUCCGGCCACCUCAAGCCACUGCACUACAAUUUGAUGCUCACCGCCUUCAUGGAGAACUUCACCUUCUCUGGGGAGGUCAACGUGGAGAUCGCGUGCCGGAACGCCACCCGCUACGUUGUGCUGCACGCCUCCCGGGUAGCGGUGGAGAAGGUGCAAGUAGCGGAGGACCGUGCUUUUGGGGCUGUCCCGGUAGCAGGCUUUUUCCUCUACCCACAAACCCAGGUCUUGGUGGUGGUGCUGAAUAGAACCCUGGACGCGCAGAGGAAUUACAACCUAAAGAUUAUCUACAAUGCCCUGAUAGAGAACGAGCUCCUAGGCUUCUUCCGCAGCUCCUACGUGCUCCACGGGGAGAGAAGAUUCCUUGGUGUUACUCAGUUCUCACCUACGCAUGCCAGGAAGGCGUUCCCGUGUUUCGAUGAGCCAAUCUACAAGGCUACUUUCAAAAUCAGUAUCAAGCAUCAAGCCACCUACUUGUCUCUAUCCAACAUGCCAGUGGAGACGUCUGUGUUUGAGGAAGACGGAUGGGUAACAGACCACUUUUCGCAGACCCCUCUCAUGUCCACGUAUUAUUUAGCCUGGGCGAUUUGCAACUUCACAUACCGAGAAACUACUACCAAGAGUGGGGUUGUCGUCCGAUUAUAUGCAAGACCCGAUGCUAUCAGAAGAGGAUCCGGGGACUAUGCUCUCCACAUUACAAAGAGAUUAAUAGAAUUUUAUGAAGACUACUUUAAAGUGCCCUAUUCUUUGCCAAAACUAGAUCUUUUAGCUGUGCCUAAGCAUCCAUACGCUGCUAUGGAGAACUGGGGACUAAGUAUUUUUGUGGAACAAAGGAUACUGCUGGACCCCAGCGUUUCAUCUAUUUCAUAUCUGCUGGAUGUCACCAUGGUCAUUGUUCACGAAAUAUGUCACCAGUGGUUCGGUGAUCUCGUGACUCCGGUAUGGUGGGAAGAUGUCUGGUUGAAGGAAGGCUUUGCCCACUACUUUGAAUUUGUGGGCACGGAUUACCUUUAUCCUGGCUGGAACAUGGAAAAGCAGAGGUUUCUGACAGAUGUUCUGCAUGAAGUGAUGCUGCUGGACGGCUUGGCCAGUUCCCAUCCAGUAUCACAGGAAGUGCUACGGGCAACAGACAUCGACAGAGUGUUCGACUGGAUCGCAUACAAAAAGGGGGCUGCUUUAAUUAGAAUGCUGGCUAAUUUUAUGGGCCAUUCGGUUUUUCAGAGGGGUUUGCAAGAUUAUUUAACUAUUCACAAGUAUGGCAAUGCAGCCAGAAAUGAUCUCUGGAAUACAUUAUCAGAGGCUUUAAAAAGGAAUGGAAAAUACGUGAAUAUACAAGAAGUAAUGGACCAGUGGACACUCCAGAUGGGAUACCCUGUUAUCACCAUCCUGGGAAACAUGACAGCAGAAAAUAGAAUAAUUAUCACCCAACAACAUUUCAUUUAUGACAUCAGUGCUAAAACCAAAACACUCCAACUUCAAAAUAAUAACAGUUACCUGUGGCAGAUUCCAUUAACCAUUGUGGUAGGAAAUAGAAGCCAUGUGUCUUCAGAAGCAAUUAUUUGGGUGUCUAACAAAUCAGAACAUCACAGAAUAGCACACUUGGACAAAGGAAGCUGGAUCCUCGGAAACAUCAAUCAAACGGGCUACUUUCGAGUUAACUAUGACCUAAGGAACUGGAGAUUACUGAUUGACCAAUUAAUCAGGAACCAUGAGGUGCUUUCCGUCAGUAACCGUGCAGGCUUGAUCGAUGAUUCCUUCAGCCUUGCCAGGGCAGGCUAUUUGCCUCAGAAUAUUCCCCUGGAGAUUAUCAGAUACCUGUCUGAGGAGAAGGAUUUUCUUCCUUGGCAUGCUGCCAGCCGAGCUCUCUAUCCUCUGGAUAAAUUACUGGACCGCAUGGAGAACUACAAUGUCUUCAACGAAUAUGUUUUAAAACAAGUUGCAACAACGUAUAUCAAGCUUGGAUGGCCAAAAAAUAACUUCAAUGGAUCUCUCGUUCAGGCGUCCUACCAACACGAGGAACUGCGGAGAGAAGUGAUCAUGCUGGCAUGCAGCUUCGGGAACAAACACUGCCACCAGCAGGCAUCCACACUGAUUUCCGACUGGAUUUCCAGCAACAGGAACAGAAUACCACUGAAUGUUCGAGACAUCGUUUACUGCACAGGGGUAUCGUUGCUGGAUGAGGAUGUCUGGGAGUUCAUCUGGAUGAAGUUCCACUCCACCACUGCAGUUUCGGAGAAGAAGAUCCUACUGGAGGCUCUAACUUGCAGCGAUGAUAGGAAUUUACUAAAUAGGCUUCUAAAUCUGUCUUUGAAUUCUGAGGUGGUGUUGGAUCAAGAUGCAAUUGAUGUCAUAAUUCAUGUAGCCAGAAAUCCACAUGGUCGAGAUCUUGCCUGGAAGUUUUUCAGAGACAAAUGGAAAAUACUAAAUACCAGGUAUGGAGAAGCCUUAUUCAUGAAUUCCAAACUUAUCAGUGGAGUUACAGAAUUUCUUAAUACAGAAGGGGAGCUUAAAGAGCUAAAGAACUUCAUGAAGACCUACGAUGGCGUAGCCUCUGCCUCAUUCUCACGAGCUGUGGAAACCGUGGAAGCCAAUGUGCGCUGGAAAAGGCUUUAUCAAGAUGAGCUGUUCCAAUGGCUGGGAAAAGCCAUGAGGCACUAAUAUGUAUCACCUGUUGGAACUCAACUCAGAAUUUUGAGAGGACCUGCUUUCUGUGGAAUAAAGAGGCUAGCCAGAAUUUCAGCGAUAAUGUGUGGGAGGAUGUUUUGUUGUCGUUGGUUUGGGUGGUGGUUAUUUUUCUUUGUCCCAUUCUCUCAACAUUUGUUUCUCUACUGGAUGUUCCUCUGUAUAGAAACUCUCGCAAGCAUCAGCUUUCCCUGGCUACUUCAGCUCUACAUCCCUUGCUGUUCAGGACCAAAUAUGAUAGUGGUGCAUGUUGAUGUUGCAGUCCGUUUGGAAAAUCAGAAUAUUUUGUGCAUGGAUAUAUGGUUCUGCCCUGUGUUCCAGCAUGCUUAUUUAACAUGUCCGAUGUUGUGUGUGAAUAUAUGUACAUCCAGGAUGGGCAUUAUGCGAAAGCACAAAGAUUAUCUACGACAAUCAGUGUUGCAGUGCAAGGGACAACUUCAGAAGGGAAUUCUACUCUCAGCCAUGGACAACAGAGAGAUAAAGUGGCUCUCUAAACAGUCUGUGUUAUUUGUUUCAACACUUGGAUUGUCUGACAACGAUGAUUGUGUUGCUAACUCAUUUUCUUUGAGUGACAGCUGUGUAUACACUUGCAAAGAUGUAUAGAUAGUAUGUACAUGUUCAUAUGUACAUAAGGAAGCUCCAUAUGUAUAUAAUAUGUUGUACAUGCACCUGUGUGAAGAAUAUCCCCAUAUGAAAGGAAAUUUAACUCUUUUUUAUAAAUGUGUGGACACUUGGAAAAGGCUUCAUAUAAUUUUUCUCAAUACUACCCUUCCUACUUUAUAACUCACUUUCUUAACUGCUUUUUCAUCUAUGUCCUGAAGAAUGAUCUAUUCAACUACAUGAAGAUGAGUCCUAACAAAAUAUAUAUGUAAGCUAACGACUCUAUAAAUUCUCUUAAUCUGUGUCAGCCAUUCACCAACUUUUGUCAUUAUUUUGAUCAACAUUCCUCUUGCAUAUACCAAUUUUGUGUAUAGUUAGAAUGAUUGGUACUAAGAAAGUGUUUAUUUAUAGCUUCUUUGUCUUUCUUAUCUUACAUAGUGCAGAGUUAAAUUCUCUCUGUGUGUUGAUCUUUUUGGGUGUAUAGCUCCUAUCCUCCAUUAAGCAACCAUACCUCAACAGGUCUGUUAGCAUUAAGGACCUUUUAUGCCAGUUGUGCCCUCCCUGAAGACACAAAGUCGCUUUUAUGCUGUGUUAAUGUACAAAUUUUGGGGGAAUUAACGAUCCUGUUCUACCAGGAAAUUUUGAAGAGCCAUUUCCAUGGCUGUGUAUAACGCAAUUAUAUUUCAGUGGUUUUUCUCACCCAGUAGGCCAGUUACUUGCUUCAGAUUUAACAUACUUUAAAUUUGGCAUUGUAAAAUACUGUUUACAAUCACUAUAAUUGGGUCAACCGUUGUGAAACUACUUUCUAUUUUCCUGUGGUGUUCAGCUCUUCCAAAUAUUGAAAAUCACUGAAAUGAUGGGUUCAGAGACCAUUACUCACUGCUGGGGAAAAUAUUUAUAAAACAGGAAUCCUAAAACUUUUUUGUUCAUAGAAAUGAAUAUCAAUUUUCCAAUCCAUAGACUAAGUUACAACUAAAUUUGAGUCCUAUCAAAUAAGCAAUUAAUGCCUAUUUCUUACACUUACAAUUUUUAACACUUCAUUCAAUCAAAAUACAUGAAUUUUAAGUACUAUAUGGUGUUAAAGAGUCAUGGCCAUGCUUAAUGUGGAACCUGAAAUUUAGGUUACCACUUGGAAGUGAGCAAGUUCUAAAACAUAAUGCUCAUAAAUAGUAUACGGUCACAAAGGCCCCAAAUAUCCCGUCAUACCACUGAUAAAUUCAUCCCUGGAAUAGAGCUGACCCAGGUAGACAUGUGUGAUAUUUUUUGUUUCCCAAAGUAAUGAAAAUUCAGAGUAAUGGCUUUUUUUAUUAUUUUAAGUUAGUCAUCAUUUCAAACUUUGAAUUUUGUGGCUUUCUUAAUUCUUUUUCCUCCCCACUGUUAGUAGUCAUAAUCCUCUUUUGGUAUUUUAGUGGCCUUGAACACAACUGGUUUAGCUAUGAUCUAAAUCCUCAGUGUAUACUUAUGUGCAAUGUUUAUACCUCAUAUAAUACUUGUUCAACAGUAUAGUGGUACCAAUGGCAUUGAGAUUGCAUUUUUGCUCUACACAUUUCUUUUUCAGUUAUUUAACCUUUUCAAUGUUGAAAUUAUAUUGGGCUUUAAAGGUUUUUUUUAGUUGUUUAAAUAAGUAAUAUUUUCAAAAUAAUAAAAUAACCAAUGAUAUCUCUUGGAAUAUUAUGUAAAAUGUAGCUAUAAAAUUAUAUUUUCUACUUAGAGUUUUUAUCUUUCUCUCUUGUGUGUUUUACAAAUCAAUUAUCUACAUGAAAUAACAACAUAUAGAAAAUUUUCGUCAUCUGGUCUCAAAAAUUUCCUGUGCCAAUAUAUGUAUAACAGUAAAACUUUGUUUUAAUUAGAAAAUACUAGGUUAUAUGCCAUUUUGGGUAUUCAUUAUUGCCAGGUAACUUGUAAAUAAAAUGUUUUCCCCAGUUUUA
Molecule: messenger RNA, 6761 nt
Organism: Myodes glareolus (Bank vole)
Lineage: Eukaryota; Metazoa; Chordata; Mammalia; Rodentia; Cricetidae
Gene: Trhde
Product: thyrotropin releasing hormone degrading enzyme
Biological process (GO): proteolysis; peptide catabolic process
Cellular component (GO): membrane; cytoplasm
Molecular function (GO): peptide binding; zinc ion binding; metalloaminopeptidase activity
Source: RefSeq, a predicted model, not a curated record